AUGAGUAGCCAUUGCAUCAUCGUAUCUAACAAUCGAGUUGUCAAGUCAGAAAGCCGCGGCAUCCCCUUUCUUGAGGCUCAAUUUCGACUUCAGAGAACCCAUUCCCACUUCCAAUUGCUCGACGUCUUCAACUUUGAGACCUCUACCACGAUAUUAGACUGCAAGCUUCUCGACACUUCCCUUCCCGUUUACUUUUUCUAUAACUCGGGCCCUGGCAGCGCUGCCUUCGUCGUCGGCGGCGUAGACGACACGGGGCUCGUCCUCGAAAACAACAUUGACCUCCUCGAGGAUCAGCUCCCUCGUCUCACCCCACCGCAGGUAGAUGUAAGCGACGAGGAGCAAGUCCCGCCAGGCGAUGGCCGCGUACACCCACCAACCAAUGCGUCCAUGAGUGCCAAACACGCCCGUUGUGCUGGUGCUGGUGCUGGUAGCAGCCUCCGGGACCCGGCACUGGAGGAGGAGGAGGAGGAGAUGCCGAACCUGACCGCCCAGGCUGGGAAGCGUGAACACGCCGCGUGCGAGCUUGUCGGCCUGGGUGGCCCGGAUGAUUCGGGCGAGGAUGCGUAA
This is a messenger RNA of Diaporthe citri, 567 nucleotides long. RefSeq lists its product as uncharacterized. The coding region runs from base 1 to 567 and encodes 188 amino acids. The transcript has 3 exons. The record is from RefSeq and is a predicted model, not a curated record. NCBI's taxonomy places the organism in Eukaryota, Fungi, Ascomycota, Sordariomycetes, Diaporthales, Diaporthaceae.